UGCGCAGACGCACUGAAGGAGAAACAGGGGAACUGAAUUCUCCGGAGCAAGUCUCAAGGAGUAAACAUGGCGGAAGAACACGGUCAAGGGUCCGAUGACAACAUGACAACGACGGAAUACUGCAAGCGGCUGCAGCAGUGGAUGUGGCGCUAUUACAGUGGUUAUGUGAGCUGGCAGAGCUGGGUGCUCAUGUCCGCGCCGCUCUUCCCUCCGCCUCAGUUCGGUUGCCAGGCACCCGGCGGCAGCUCCACAUCUGCGUGUGCCGCGACGCCCGCUGACAUCGCCGCUUGGUAUAACCAGAUGAGCAGCCCACCAUCCAUCCGUUCAGCAGCCACUGCCUCAUCCAGCACUGCUGAGAGAGGACCAGCACAGCCUGCAGGUAGAGAGUACACCAUCCCCUCCCCUCUGCGUAGAUUUCUGGCUGAAACUGUGGAUUUCUUCAUUCUCUUCUGUUUUAAGGCAACCAUAGUGUUGUGGAUCAUGCAUCUCAGUGGAAUGAAAGAUAUCUCCAAGUUCAUGAUGCAGUUUAUCAUGGAAGAGAUUGAUGAGAACACAUCACUGGAGGACCUGCAGAAGAUGAUGGCCGUGGCUUUAGCAUACAGAGUCCUAGUGUGUGUCUAUGAAAUCAUCUGUAUUUGGGGAGCUGGAGGUGCCACUCCGGGAAAGUUCCUGCUGGGGCUUCGAGUCGUCACAUGUGAUACGACAGUCCUAGUGCAGCCAAAUCGGGUUUUGGUGGUACCGGCAUCCAGUGUCAGCUUCUCUGCCUCCACUUUACGGGCUUUAAACAAAAACUUCUCCAUCGCCUUCCUGUUCCCUAUCUUUAUCACGUUACUAUUUUUCCAGCACAACAGAACUGUUUAUGACGUUGUGGCUGGAACCAUUGUGGUUCAGAGGAGAAGAGCCAGAUGACAAGCCUGUGUGUGUCAAAAUCAUGUCUAAUAAUAGCCAUAUAGUAUUUCUUGCAGAUUUGCACUAAUGAUCCAUGUAUUAAAGUCUGAUCACAUAGCUAUUGUUUACAGCACUGAGAAAUAUCUGCUUUCUUAGAAAAGUGAUCCCUCAACAGACAGUAUUUAAUGUUAAAUGAUGAGUGAUAUCAAGCUCAAGACACGUGUUUUAUGUAGACAUACUUGGAAAUUUAAUUUAGAGUUUCACUCUAAUCACCAGCUUAAUCCACAAGGUUUUCAUAACUUCUCCUCAGAUUCAAGCUUUACGGCCCAGACGAGUCUGUUAUUAAUCUUACCAAAGGCAGGGAAUUGAGCUCGACAUUCAUUGCGUAUCCUUUCUCACAUGCACGCAGACGUCCGGAAUGUUCCAUUCCUUUUGUCAAUUCAGUCAGUGGCUGAUAUGCCUCACGACAUUUCUCAGGAUUUCUUAAAAAACCUUUUAUGUGGCAUAUGUUUCAGUUCUGAUCUUUGAUAUGUGAAGAAUUAAGAGCUGUAUUUUGAAAGUCACAUUAUCUGCCAUAAAUUAUUCAGCAUGCUAAACACAUCAGCUGUUUUGUUUUAUCAUUGUGCAUGGUUCAUAAAAAUAUAUUUGAUGAGAUUGACAAGAUUUGAUACAGUGUAUUUACCGCUUAUGUAUUUUAUGCAGAAAUAUUGUCAAAUCCAUCUGGCGUGUGGCUAAAUUAAAUUAACUUCUCUGGGAUACAUUAU
Sinocyclocheilus grahami is the source of this 1652-nucleotide messenger RNA. RefSeq names its product protein FAM8A1-like. Bases 67 to 909 code for a protein of 280 amino acids. NCBI's taxonomy places the organism in Eukaryota, Metazoa, Chordata, Actinopteri, Cypriniformes, Cyprinidae. The transcript is spliced from 5 exons. The record is from RefSeq and is a predicted model, not a curated record.